UGGGAGAGAGAUAGGCAGUUGCAGCUCAGUAUGUUGGCCAUGGUAGCAGAGGAUUGUAGAGGAUGCUCUGGGAACACCAACUUCUGCCUAUGGAGCAGAGAAUGGCUACACAAGAAGUUGGAGCUGAGACUUGGAAAAUUAAUAGAAGUUUAGCAGGUGAAAGCAUGGAAAGAUCACUCUAGGCAAAGGAGGUAAAGUGAAAACAUGGAGGCAAGGGACGAUAGGAUGUAUUUGGUGAAAGGCAAAUUUUGCUGUGUAACAGGGAGAGUGAGCAGCUUUGCAAAGGCCAGAUCACAAUGAGUGGUUUGGAUGUUAAAGCCCAGGAGGACAAGGAGACAGCACCAUAGAAUACUGUUUGCCUCAUAAAUAUUAAUCUGGAAAGAAGGCUCUCGCAUCCUUUUAGAACCUUGGCUUCUAGCCUGUUCUGUUCAACUUUUAUAUCAAUGACUUGAUUAGACAAAGAUGACAUACAUGUUGAUCACAUUAGUAAAAGACACAAUGUUUGGAGAUUUUGUGAAUCUGUGGAUGACUUAAUCUGAAGCCAGAUGUCUCAAACAGCUUGAGUGACUCCAACCAGAGGAUAUUUAAUAGGGAAAAAUGUAAAAUUCUGUACUUUGGUUCAAACAACCAAUUGUAGAAGAGCAGGAUGGAAGAAUGGUUGGCUUAGCAAUAAUAUAUGUGAAAAGGGUCAGAUCUGCAUUGCAGACUUCUCUAGUCCACACAGUAUGAUAUGGCCACACUGAGAAAAUAGUAAUGGUGGGCAUAGAGUAUUUGCAAAGAGGCAUAAUAAUCCUGUGCUUGUCUAUCAUGUUCAGACCACAGAAGGAAUGUUGAUUUUGGUAAAGAAUUUAAAUAUAAAAAUCAGCUGGCAUGUGUCUGGAGGAAAAUAACCAGGAUGGGGAGGUAUUUUGGUUGAUGAUCUUGAGAUUGCUAAACCCAAAAAGAAAAAACACAGGAACUGUCCUCAAAACCUUUGAAGAUUCUUCGUCACAUAGGAAUUAGGUUUAUGUUAUAUGGAAUGAUGAAAAAAUGCAGGGACAUUUCUGGAAAGCAAAUUUUAGCCCAGUUUCUGGAUAAAACCUCCAAUGAUAUGAUUUCCUAAGUAGAAAGGGCAAAUAGUAAGUUCCCUCUGCCAGAGAUGAUAAGGCAGAGAGUGGGUUGGCACCUGCUGGAGAUUGUAGAAGGGAAUUGUAUAUUAGAUGGGGGUUUGGGCCCAUAGGUCCUUCCAACUCUGAGACUUUUAUUCUGGAAAAAAUAGAAUAUCCCAACACCGUCCUGUCUUUGCUGAAGCCAAGAAAUAAACAUCUAUAAAUUAGAGCCCAACCUUUAAGUUGAAUCUCUUGGAGUAAUUGACUUCUUGUUGGGGAAGUUUUCUUGAUCUGCUGUGAUGACAGCAAGGCUUUUGUCCCCUCAUCUGGCCCUUCCCUAUUCUAUUCUUAGAAUCCUUAUCCUAGCAUUUUGUUUGUUUUUUGUUUGUAAGAAAACUCCCCUUUCCUUGCUUUUGGGCUACUCACAUCAAAGACAUCCCAUAUAAACUUCCCUGGAAAGAAGUCACCUUUCUAUAAAAAUUCCUACAACCGGGACAACAAGACACAAAAAGCCGUACUUCCCAGCUCUGAGCUUUUGUUAAAACCUGUGUUAUGACUGGGUGAAAUGAGCUGGCCUCAGAGAAAAGGCCAGACAACACGAGGAAGUCCUUUUGCUGAUGGGCGUUCUGUGCCAUUUGCAACUCUACGUAACCCGUGUUGUCUCUGGCCGCCAGCACCCCGUCAGAUGUUCUGCCAGCUUCGGUUCUGAGUCUGAUUUCUCAUGCCAGGUUCAUCUUGCUGUUGCUGAAUAAACGAGGUUCCCACCGUCACGAUACUCCUUCCCCCUCCGCCAGGAGAAAUCUUCAUCCAAUGAGAUGGGCAGCCAUCAUGGGAUUUACUCACAAUCCAUCAUGGAAACAGAGAUGUCAGUCACUGCUGAGUUAGUGCCUACCUCAUCAUGGAACAUUUCAAGUGAACUCGACAAAGAUUCUUACCUGACCCUUGAUGAACCGAUGAAUAACAUCACCACGUCCCUGGGGCAGACAGCUGAACUGCACUGCAAAGUCUCUGGCAAUCCACCUCCUACCAUCCGCUGGUUCAAAAAUGAUGCACCUGUGGUCCAGGAGCCCCGGAGGAUCUCAUUUCGGGCAACCAACUAUGGCUCUAGACUGCGGAUUAGAAAUCUUGACACCACAGAUACAGGCUACUUCCAGUGCGUGGCAACAAAUGGCAAGAAGGUGGUUUCUACCACGGGAGUCUUGUUCGUCAAGUUUGGCCCCCCUCCCACUGCAAGUCCGGGAUCCUCAGACGAGUAUGAAGAAGAUGGAUUCUGUCAGCCAUACAGAGGGAUUGCAUGUGCAAGAUUUAUUGGCAACCGCACUGUCUAUAUGGAGUCUUUGCACAUGCAAGGGGAAAUAGAAAAUCAGAUCACAGCUGCCUUCACCAUGAUUGGCACCUCCAGCCACUUAUCUGAUAAGUGCUCUCAGUUUGCCAUUCCUUCCCUGUGCCACUAUGCCUUCCCGUACUGCGACGAAACCUCAUCCAUCCCUAAGCCCCGGGACUUGUGUCGCGAUGAAUGUGAAAUCCUGGAGAACGUCCUGUGUCAAACAGAGUACAUUUUUGCAAGAUCAAAUCCCAUGAUCCUGAUGAGGCUGAAACUACCAAACUGUGAAGAUCUCCCCCAGCCGGAGAGCCCCGAAGCCGCAAACUGCAUCCGGAUUGGAAUUCCCAUGGCGGAUCCCAUAAAUAAAAACCACAAGUGCUAUAACAGCACAGGUGUGGAUUACCGGGGGACUGUCAGCGUGACCAAAUCAGGGCGCCAGUGCCAGCCGUGGAAUUCUCAGUACCCCCACACGCACACCUUCACCGCUCUCCGUUUCCCAGAACUGAACGGAGGCCAUUCCUACUGCCGCAAUCCGGGGAAUCAGAAGGAGGCCCCCUGGUGCUUCACCUUGGAUGAAAACUUUAAGUCUGACCUGUGUGACAUCCCAGCAUGUGAUUCGAAGGGCUCCAAGGAGAAGAAUAAAAUGGAGAUCUUGUACAUACUGGUGCCAAGUGUUGCUAUUCCUCUGGCCAUUGCUUUUCUCUUCUUUUUUAUCUGCGUCUGCCGCAAUAACCAAAAGUCAUCGUCACCGCCAGUCCAGAGGCAACCGAAACAUGUCAGAGGUCAAAAUGUGGAGAUGUCAAUGCUGAACGCAUAUAAACCCAAGAGCAAGGCUAAAGAGCUGCCACUCUCUGCUGUACGUUUUAUGGAAGAAUUGGGGGAAUGUGCCUUUGGAAAGAUCUAUAAGGGCCAUCUCUAUCUCCCAGGCAUGGACCAUGCUCAAUUGGUUGCUAUAAAGACCUUGAAAGACUAUAACAACCCCCAGCAAUGGACAGAAUUUCAACAGGAAGCCUCCCUGAUGGCCGAACUACACCACCCCAAUAUCGUCUGCCUUCUGGGUGCUGUCACUCAGGAACAGCCUGUGUGUAUGCUUUUUGAGUAUAUGAAUCAGGGGGAUCUCCAUGAGUUCCUUAUCAUGCGCUCCCCACAUUCUGAUGUUGGCUGUAGCAGUGACGAAGACGGGACCGUAAAAUCCAGCCUGGAUCAUGGAGAUUUUCUGCACAUAGCAAUUCAGAUUGCAGCCGGCAUGGAGUACCUGUCUAGUCACUUCUUUGUCCAUAAGGACCUUGCAGCUCGCAAUAUUUUAAUCGGAGAGCAACUUCAUGUAAAGAUUUCAGACCUUGGGCUUUCCAGAGAAAUCUACUCUGCCGAUUACUACAGGGUGCAGAGUAAGUCUUUGCUGCCCAUUCGCUGGAUGCCCCCUGAAGCCAUCAUGUAUGGCAAAUUCUCUUCUGAUUCAGAUAUCUGGUCCUUCGGGGUUGUCUUGUGGGAGAUCUUCAGUUUUGGACUGCAACCGUAUUAUGGAUUUAGUAACCAGGAAGUGAUCGAAAUGGUAAGGAAACGACAGCUGUUGCCAUGCUCCGAAGACUGCCCGCCCAGAAUGUACAGCCUCAUGACAGAGUGCUGGAAUGAGAUUCCUUCCAGGAGACCAAGAUUUAAAGAUAUCCAUGUCCGGCUUCGGUCCUGGGAGGGACUCUCAAGUCACACCAGCUCCACUACUCCUUCGGGGGGAAAUGCUACCACGCAGACAACCUCCCUUAGCGCCAGCCCAGUGAGUAAUCUCAGUAACCCCAGAUAUCCCAAUUAUAUGUUCCCGAGCCAGGGUAUUACACCACAGGGCCAGAUUGCUGGUUUCAUUGGCCCACCAAUACCUCAGAACCAGCGAUUUAUCCCCAUCAAUGGAUACCCAAUACCUCCUGGCUAUGCAGCAUUUCCAGCUGCCCACUACCAACCGACAGGCCCUCCCAGAGUGAUUCAGCAUUGCCCACCUCCCAAGAGUCGGUCCCCGAGCAGUGCCAGUGGGUCGACUAGCACUGGUCAUGUGACCAGCUUGCCCUCUUCAGGAUCUAAUCAGGAAGCAAACAUUCCCUUACUACCACACAUGUCGAUUCCAAAUCAUCCCAGUGGAAUGGGUAUCACCGUUUUUGGCAACAAGUCUCAAAAACCCUACAAAAUAGACUCAAAGCAACCGUCUUUGCUAGGAGACUCCAAUAUUCACGGACACACCGAAUCUAUGAUUUCUGCAGAACUGUAAAAUGCAUGACUUUUGUAAAUGUGGUAUACAGGAAAAACUAGAAAGCCGUAGAAAAGAUUUAAAUUCAAAUGUUUUUAUUAAAGUAAGGUUCUCACUUAGCAGACAUUGCAACAAGUAUCUUCUGUGAAGUUUAACUGUGUCUUACCAAGCAGGGCAGACAACCAGCCAGAAAAAGAAAACAUUGUGGGAUUAACACUCCAUCAUGUACACGACAUGGCAUUGGGAUUGGUACAUCUGGUUUCACAUACUAAAAACUGCAAACCAGUGAAGAAGAAAAGAAUCUCGUGAUUAAAUAUCAAACCAAAAAGGAAAGUCAAAUGGUGCUUUGUGUAUUUGCCUCCAUUCGCCAUGACUGGUCUCUCCCCAAAAUGUAUAUACCGUAGCAUUUGUCUACCUGCUGUCUUAUCUUCAGGACAAAUGUUCAGGAAUUGUGUUGAUUCAAUUUAGACUCUAUGCAUUCUUGUAUGAAAAUGAUGUUCAGAAUCAAUGAGGAAACUGUAGGCAAAAUUUGAAAUCCCAGAUGGAAACGAGCCAUAAGACAAGUGUAAGAUCCCCUGAGGCCAUCUACACAGUGGGGCUUCUUUGGGAAGGUACAGAAUGUGCCUCUUUGUGAAUCUCCUCUGCUGAUCACGAAGGCCUUUUCCACAUUAUCGUUUUCCACAGUGUGUUUACACAAGCCCUUGAAAUAAUAUAGGGCAUCAGACCAUAAGAAGGCUAGACGUGGAUGCUGGAAUUGAUUGUUGGUUGAUAGUUCACUCCAUUGCAUUAGAAAUGAGGAACCAAAGGAAGCACAGUCAGGAAAAUGGUCCCUCGGCCUAGAUCAGCACCCCUGGGAGAGGAACAAGGUUUCCCAUGGGACAGCCUCACAGGAGCUUCCCUGGAACAAUAGGAUUGAAGAAUAGAGGUAUGGCUGCAGACCAGCACAUUAGUGCUUACAACCUCCUGAAUAUGAAUCUUCCUAGGUGUAGGGGGCCCACCAUCAAUGGACUCUGGGGAAGUAGGAAACUCUAUGACACCAAUACCUAGUUAAAGUUUCUCUCACCUUUUUUUUUUCUGAUCUGGAAAUGUUCAUAGAUUUUAUUCCAGCACCAGGAGUUACGACCAUUUAUUCAUAGCAUUAGUUGGAAUCCAAAGACUAUGAAUUCUAUUUUGUAAAACAUUACAGUAUUUUUUUUAAACACAGGUACUGAAUUCUCAUUUCAAAGAUAACCAUGAAUUGAAAUUUUGAAGCUGGUGAAUAGAAGAAACAUAAUCAUUUUUGCCUUAGGAGGGAGGCAUCAAAUGUGCAUUUCAUGCCACUUACCUACUAGCCAUCUUUUGCCAAGUUUAGAAUUCUUAUGGGUUUCAAGUUCUAUAUAGAAAGGAAUGUUAUGUUAGAUUUUUCUCUUGUUAAAAAAUAACUCCUUUAUUCUAAGAACAAUGUCUCAAGGUCUCAUUUUUUUAAUCAUUACUAUUUUACAACUAAAGAGACUUACAAAGAGACUUUACAGGAUAUAAAAUAAUUCCUGGAAAUAAUAUCUGAUGAGGAGAAUGUAAAGCACAUUGAUGUUUCAAUUUUGUAAAAAGAAAAAAAAUGCAGUUAGGAUGAGAAAUCAAGGAAAUCUGUGUACCAAAUGUGUUGCAAUUUUCCCAAACACUGAAUCUUCAAACAAUGAACAUGGACUUAUCGGUACUGUGAACUCAAAGAAUUGGCUAUAUCCAGUUUUGUUGAAAGAUAAAUUAAGAAAUAUUUUUGUGGCAUAAGUAAGCUGGUUCAAGAGCUACAUUUCUUAACUUUAGGUAGAGGAGAAUAUUUGGAUCCUUUUGUUGCUAUGCAACUGUUUAAUGAUGAAGAUUCAAACCACAAUUUUGUAUAUCAUACGACAAUCAAUUGUUUUCCAAGGAUAUUUAUUAUUUUAAGUAAACAUGAUUUCAGUGAAUCUGAGUUUUUCUAGGAGUCCCUUAAAGGGAAAUUAGCAUUCCGUGAGCCAGUAAAAUACGUACUCUGGAAAAACAUUACUAUGGUAAAAAGUAAAUUCAAGUUAGUUUUUUAUAAAGAACUAUAACAUUUAUUUUAAACAUUUUAUAAUUACUGAAGUCAUUAAGGUGAGCAAACCAAAUUUCAAAACCACUUGUAAUAAUGUAUUUUGUGAUAGCACUGUGAUACUGCAUAACACAGUCCCUUUUGUAUUAAAAUGGUAUUUUUUUCACAAACUGAAAAAUGUCCGCUUUGUUGACAAUGUUUUGUAAGAUGACUUUAUUUUCAGAUCUUUUUCUUUUUUUUUCCUUAUUUUUUUUCCUUUUUUUUUUUUUUUUUUUUUUUGCACAAAACUAUGUUUAUGGUUUGUAUCACAGAAGUGAAAAUAUAUCUCUGCAUUUUUAUAUCCGGUCUGUUUCUUUGUUUCCUUUGUUUGUUUCUUUUUAACUCGAUAUAGAUUUCCUUCAAAUAUAUCAUGGCGAUAUUCAGAUAUCUUGCCCUCCCAUAUCUUUUCUUAUUUUCACUGCAUGCAUUUAAUCACUGUAUUACUUAAUGUUUGAUCUGUUAUUAUGGGCAUUUCAAGUAGACAAGCAUGGAUGUAAUGACAAAAAGGCUAUUUUAUAUUGAGGAUUUGUGCAUUUGUAUUUCACACACCAGCGAUGAUAUUAAACACUGAUUACUUUAUGCUGCUGUUUAUUAAAAAUGUUUACCAUAUAAUAUUAUUUCCUGAAUAUUGCUAUCCUGAAGGUAUUUGGGGAUUUUAAUAUUAUUUCUCUAAUUAUUGACAUUUCAUAGAAAAAGGAAUCAUAAUUCUUAUUUACUAUAAUUCCUAUUUCAUUGAAAUGAUUUUUUUUUUAAGUAGGCUUUUAAAAUAGAUUUGGGCAUUCUUUUGCCACUGACCACAGGUGGAAGGGAAAAGAUCCCAAUGAUUUCAUGACCAUAUACUAUCCAACUAUAUAUGGCAAGCUUUUAGUUUUUAAAAUCAAAAUAAUAUAUUGAAUAAUUACUUUACAACCAAAUGGAAUGUAAAAAUUGGUUUUCAAAGUUGCAUCCUUUUCUGCCUUGUUUCCGUGUGAACUUAGACAUCAAAAAUCAUGUCUUCAAACUCUGAAGAAGAAAAAGCUGUGUACAUCUUAUCAUGUUCAACUUAGAUUCCAAUCAUAUUGAUAAAAUAAAAAGAAAUGUGGCCAUUUAA
This is a messenger RNA of Neofelis nebulosa (Clouded leopard), 7818 nucleotides long. It is a transcript of the gene ROR1, whose product is annotated as receptor tyrosine kinase like orphan receptor 1. Gene Ontology annotation, biological process: positive regulation of canonical NF-kappaB signal transduction; multicellular organism development; protein phosphorylation. NCBI's taxonomy places the organism in Eukaryota, Metazoa, Chordata, Mammalia, Carnivora, Felidae. Gene Ontology annotation, cellular component: signaling receptor complex. The transcript has 9 exons. The coding region runs from base 1904 to 4666 and encodes 920 amino acids. The record is from RefSeq and is a predicted model, not a curated record. Gene Ontology annotation, molecular function: protein kinase activity; ATP binding; protein binding.